This is a messenger RNA of Oncorhynchus mykiss (rainbow trout), 6361 nucleotides long. RefSeq names its product glutamate receptor ionotropic, NMDA 3B. Lineage: Eukaryota; Metazoa; Chordata; Actinopteri; Salmoniformes; Salmonidae. Gene Ontology annotation, biological process: monoatomic ion transport. Gene Ontology annotation, molecular function: signaling receptor activity; ligand-gated monoatomic ion channel activity. Gene Ontology annotation, cellular component: membrane. The record is from RefSeq and is a predicted model, not a curated record.
AACACAUCUAUGUGUCCAUCCGUUAUCAUCUGGAAAUUACUUUUUCUCUGCUCCCUUCCUCCCUUCCUCAUCCCUCCCUCCUUUUCUCUUUCUCCUUUUCCUUUCUGUUAUCCCUCCCUACUUGCCCAAUGAAAAAAGCCUGAAUGAAUUUGGGACAAUCCUUAUCAGUCAGUAGACUAUUUUCCGAAUGAAACAUCAAAGACUUUGUGUGGAUUUAGAAUCUGAAUUAGGAGGGUGAAAAUGUGAAGGGGAUUAAAUUGAAUGCUGAACUUAAUGGUUCAUUGGCUAAAAUACACGGAAUGGGCUUGACGGCAAGCUGCAGGCUAAAACAGCAGGCUACUAUCGACAUCAGGAUGAAACGUAGUGAACAUCAAAUACCGGAGCAAAAAGUGGUGUUGUCAUUUCGAAUGGGAAGAUAACAGCGCUGAUAGAAAUCUCAUGUGGUUGUACUGCCACGCAAACACUCACGUGCGUGCGCGCGGGCAGCUGGUCUGUCUUCAACCCGCGCCGUCACGCGGGGCGACUGUUCUCAGUUGCACGCGCUCCCCUCUCGUCCUCCGUCGAUAUCAAGCGUUCCUCUGCCUUCCUUAUUAUUUAUUUAUUAGCCUAACUUAGAAAAAGAAACAGAGAGGCAGCAACCGGAUUGCAACACCAGCGUAAUGCAGGAAAAUAACAAGUCCAAGGAAAGCGGGGGAAACGAAAAAAAAAGACGUGGAAAGAGAGAGAAAAUUCUGUUUUUCUGACGUGCGGACGUUUAUCCUCUCUUCCUUUAUUAUAUAAUAUUUACAGCGUGUCCUUUCUUCCUUUAUUACAUUAUAUUUACAGCGUAUCUUUUCUUUGUUUGUUUAAUUAAACUUAAAGAGAGAAAACAACAACAUUAGGUGGACUUCAGUAUUAAAAACAAAACAACUCCCAAGACAAGCCACGAGUGAGAAAAAGAAAACGAGCGAUGCUUUCUCGUCUUCUCUCCUAUUCUCUCCUCUUCUCUUCUUUUCUAUUCUCUCGUCUUCUUUCCUCUCCUCGAUUUUCUUUCGAAGCAACACAAUGGAGUAUUUGUAUCUACUUGGUCGAUGGAUGUGCAACUACUUUAUACCCAGGAGAAUUCGCCCAUCUCCUUUUUUCACUGGGAGAUUUAUCCCGCUGUUGGUCUUCCUCCAUAGCUUCGUUUUCCAUCCCGAUCCGUGCCUCUCCCACCCCCAGCCAUGUCACAUCCUGGCUCGGAUCGGACACACGGUUCGUCUCGGUGCUCUGCUUCCCACCAGACAACCAGCCAGGGUACAUAACGCUCUGAACAGAGCCUUGACCAGCCUGAAGCACCGGGCUGGAGAAGGCAACCCGCCUCUUCUGCCCUACAACCUCACCCUGGAGGUGGUGUCUCGGUCCCCGUCUGGUGGCGACCCUGUCUCCCUGUCCAGGUGUGUGUGUCAGGAGCUGGUUGUGCGAGGGGUGACAGGUGUCCUGGCCUUCCCUCGUUCACCAGAGGAACUCAUCCACAUCGACUUCCUGUCCUCCUUCCUGGAAAUACCUUUUAUAUCACUACUGGAGGAUCUAGAACCACUCAGAGUUAAGAACCGGUUCCAUCUCCAAAUGUCAGUUCGUGUUCCACCCUCUUGCCUGGCCAACCUUCUGCUCUCUGUUCUCCAGGGGGUAGAGGGGGAGACAGAGGGUGAAGGGAGAAGAGAGGGGGGAGGCAAGGGUCAGGAAGGGGGUAGAGGGGGAGUUGCUGUGGUGUGUCCUGGAUGGGAGGAGAGGGGGGAGGGACUACUGAAACAUCUAGAGACACAGAAAGCAACAAGCUGGAAUCUACUGGAUAUCAUCAACCUUACACAUAUAGGAGGGGAGGAGAGGAGGGAGGAGAGAGGAAAGGAGGAGAGGAGGGAGGAGAGAGGGAAGGAGGAGAGGAGGGAGGAGAGAGGGGAGGAGGGAAGAGGGGCUGAGAGAAGUGAAGAAACAGGUGAUGAGACCAGAGAAGACAAGAGGGAAGCUGAGGUCUUGUCUCUCCUCUCCCGUCGUCUUCUUCGCUCCGCCUCUCCUCUCUCCUCCGUGGUCAUCCUUGGUUCCGACCCAGAAUGUCUCUCUUCUGUCCUCCGCUGCGCCCAGCGUCUCGCUCCCUCGCUCCCCGCGCUGCAGUGGAUUAUGGGUAACCCUCUGUCACCUGACUCUCUCCUCUCGCUGGGCGGGCCCCUCGGCCUAUUGGCUUAUGGAGAGGUGGGUCGUAAGCCCAUCACCUUCUACAUCCGAGACGCGCUGCGGUUGAUUGGCCAGGCGGUGACGUCGGCCAGUGAGGUGAGGCCAGACCUGGCUCUGAUCCAGAACCUGGUCAACUGUUACGACAAACCUAACAAAGAGGAAGUGCCCUCUUCUGGACAGUACCUGGCCAGGUUCCUCUCCAACACGUCAUUCCAGGGUUCUACAGGCACGGUCCGUGUGGCACCUGCUCUCUCACAGGUCCUCUCCUCCCAGCUGUACCACGUGUGGAGCCUGAAGAGAGGUCCUCUUGGCCAGCCGUCCUGGGUCACCGUGGCCCACUGGACCACCGGGCGCCUACAGCUGGACGAGGGGGUGUUGGGGCUGGGGGUCGGGGCUGGCCUGGGGCUAGGCCCGGGGAGGAGGACAGGGUCCGGGUCUGGGUUAGGUGUCCAGAGAGGGGAUAGGGACAGAGACAACAGUCCUGGAGGGAGAUGGAGGCCGGGGCUACAGAUGGCGGGCCGGAGAUUAAGGGUCGUGACCCUGGUGGAGCAUCCCUUCGUGUUCACUAGAGAGGUGGAUGAGGAUGGGCUGUGUCCCGCUGGUCAGCUGUGUCUGGACCCUAGAACUAACCGCUCAGAUCUACUGGACUCACUGUUCAGUCACCUGCACCAGACCAAUACAACCACUACCACUACUGACCACAACCCAACAGAGGACCAGCGGAAGUGUUGCUAUGGUUACGUUAUUGACCUGUUGGAGAAGCUGUCGGAGGACCUGAAGUUCACCUUUGACCUUUACAUCGUGGGAGACGGGAAGUACGGAGCGAUGAGCAGCACUGGGAGUUGGUCCGGUCUGGUGGGAGACCUGCUGAGUGGAACAGCAGACAUGGCUGUGACAUCAUUCUCCAUCAACUCAGCCAGGAGCAGAGUUAUAGACUUCACCUCUCCAUUCUACUCUACCUCUCUGGGGAUACUGGUGCGUAGCCAAGACACAUCAGCCCCUAUUGGAGCCUUCAUGUGGCCUCUCCAUUGGUCCAUGUGGGUGGGCAUCUUCGUCACUCUUCAUCUUACCGCACUUUUCCUCACCGUCUAUGAGUGGAACAGCCCCUUUGGUAUGACUCCUCAUGGCAGGAACAGACUCAGAGUGUUCUCCUACUCCUCAGCCCUCAACCUCUGCUACGCCAUCCUGUUUGGACGCACUGUCGCUACUAAGACUCCUAAGUGUUGGACCAGUAGGUUCCUGAUGAACCUGUGGGCCAUCUUCUGUCUGUUGGUGUUGUCCAGUUAUACAGCUAACCUGGCUGCUGUCAUGGUGGGGGAGAAAACCUUUGAACAGGUGUCUGGGAUUCAUGACGAGAAGCUGCACCACCCAUCCCGUGGGUUCAGGUUUGGGACAGUCAGAGAGAGCUCUGCAGAGGACUACAUGAGGAAGAGUUUCCAUGCUAUGCAUGACUACAUGAGACGUUACAACCAACCCACCACACCAGACGGAGUGGACAUGUUAAAGACAGAUCCUCCCCUACUAGAUGCCUUCAUCAUGGAUAAAGCUCUAUUGGACUAUGAAGUCUCCAUCGAUGCUGAGUGUAAACUAGCGACUGUGGGCAAGCCUUUCGCUAUAGAGGGGUAUGGUAUAGGUGUUGCCCAAGGCUCUCCUCUCACUGCCAACGUGUCUGAAUUCAUCAGUCGCUACAAGUCAGAAGGGUACAUGGACAUAUUACAUGAGAAAUGGUACAAGGUGGUGCCAUGUGGGAAGCGAGUGUUCACUAACACUGAGAAUUUAUCGAUGGGGAUAGAUCAUUUCUCAGGCCUGUUUGUGAUGUUGUGUGUGGGGGUGGUUGGAGCCAUCUUUACCUUGGCAGCUGAACACACCUUCUAUCACCUAGCCCUGCCCCGGCUACGACGGUCACACACACUCACCUACUGGUUGCAUACCAGCCAGAAGAUCCAUCGAGCCCUGAACACCCCUUACGAGGACGUAGGGAAAGAGUUGAUUGGCCUGGACCACAAUCCCUCCCCUUGUGUCUCUGACAGCUGCAGCCUCCACAGACACCAGCAGCCCCGCCCUCCUCCUCCCCCGUCUUCCCCCCUGCCUGCCCCCCCUCCUCCUCAGCCCUCCUCUCCUGCCCGGGACAUCAAGGAGAACAAGAGGGUCCACUUUGAUCUGGAGAGUCUACACAGCUACCGUCUACACACACACACCGCCUCGUUCUGGGGACGUCCUGGCAUGGUGGGGCGACACGGCCUGGGAGGGUGUCUGGGUGGUUUAUCUCCUCCUCAGGUUAGCCUGCAUGCUAACGGUGGCCCAGCAUCGGCCCUGGCCUCCCCCGGCCUGGCCCUGCCUCCUCUGGGGAACCCAGGCAACCAGGCCUUCCUAUGGGAGGGAGAGCUCCAGGAGGUCCAGGGGAGGAUCGAGACGUUCACAGCCCAGCUAAGAGAUGCCGUGGCCAGGAGGGCCGAGAUACAGACCUGCCUGGAGAACCAUAAAAUGAACCAGAGCACAGCUACUGCUGUCAAACUGGAGAAAGACAAGGUUGGCCAGUCACAAAGCCUGGAGAGAGUGAGAACCAACGCAGAGAAAGAUAGAACCAAGGAAGAGAGAGAGGGGCUCAACCAGGAGAAAGGGAUGAGUGGCAGAUCAAACCUCUGUAGCAGCCUGGACAGAGACAGAGACAGAGACAGGACAAGCAGGGACAGUUCCACUGUGAGACAAACAGCCAGACAGGACACAGACAGGGACAGACUGUUACACCAAUCAGAAACUGAGAGAGACAGAGACGACCAAUCAAAAAGCCUGGGCGGAAAUGGGAGCAGCCAAUCACAUGCCUCCAACAUUCUGCAGACAGGGAGGAACAGCCAAUCAGAAGCUCUGAACAUCCUACAGAGGAGGAGAGAGAUCCAAUCAAAAACCUCUGCCAGCCUGGACAGAGGGACAACCAACCAAUCAGGUGCUGUCAAUACACUGCAGGGAGAAAGAACUGUCCAAUCAUGUAACUCCACCAGUCUGGAGAGAGGAAGAGCCAGGCAAUCAGGUGCAGUGAAAGACCAGGAGAAGGGGAGAACUGUCCAAACACGGACAGGGGCUAGUCUGGACAGACUGAGAGCUAUCCAAUCCAGUGCCUGCACUGGGAAUCUGGUUAGAGAACGUCCCGCCCCUGUGGACACCCAGAAGAGUUUGUGUUAGUCGUUUGAUUGGUUAUUUAUUGGAACACAAAAGACCAAUCAGAGGGCUGGAAAAGAAUCUAACAGGUCCAAAUGAUUUACAAGGCAGCGGAUGAAGUAAACAAUAUCAGAGUUUUAAAAAACAAUGACAGAGAUGUGGCACUGGUCCAUUUGCCUCUGAUGUCAACGGCUGCUGUCUGUUAACAAAAUGUCUGAUCUGAACUGUUUGUCUCCACUAGGUGUGUUUCCUUUUUGUUUCUAACUACUAAUAGCUCACUCUCUUCAUCUCAUACCCCUGGGUUGUGUUCACUAGGAACCAAACAGAAGCAAACAGAACAAAACGGGAAGGGACCGACCUGAAUUUGUCCAAUAGAAUCUCUUGUUUUCGUUGCAGAAAGUUUUUUGUUUGGAGCAAACGGUUUCCGUUGCAAUGGUUUGUGACUAAUGUACACACCCCAGGUCUGUAGUCAGUUCUCAGUGGCACACAUGUGGCUCCUAAAUGUUCAAUCAAAUGCUAUCUCCGCCCAACCGGGUAAGAAUCGGCUAUCCCAGAGGGAAACUACACGUGUCCACUGUCAUUGUCCUGACUGAUCCUCUAUAAGGACCUUGAGUUGGUUUGAUACUAUGCAGUUGAAUUGGAUUUACUUUAAUGGAAUUUGUAUGUUGGAUGUCAUGGUGGUGUCAAAUGUAACUAUACAGUAACAAUAGUUGAACCUGGAAGUGGAUGAAAAAGGUGGACAUGGAAAGAGAAAAGGCGGUUGUAUUUCAGCCUAUAGCAGGUGUUUUAGAAGAGAUGCAGGUUGCUAGGUUACCUGUAGAGGACUGAGGAGUGUUGUAGAAUGUUGUUCUGGUGUUGAUGGGUCGUGUUCGGUGUCCCAUUAUGCUGCCUAUAACAGCUAUAUGUCUCAUUCUCACACACAACAGAAUUAUAUCAGCAUAUUAUUGGGACUCGUAUCAUGUUGUUGUAUAUCAUUUCCAUUUUCUUAAAUUAAACAUUUAUAUACUGGUUUUAA